Molecule: messenger RNA, 1538 nt
Organism: Bombus impatiens (common eastern bumble bee)
Lineage: Eukaryota; Metazoa; Arthropoda; Insecta; Hymenoptera; Apidae
Product: interferon-inducible double-stranded RNA-dependent protein kinase activator A
Exons: 4
Coding region: 424-1422 (332 amino acids)
Source: RefSeq, a predicted model, not a curated record
UAAUCGUUUAAUUGUCCUUUCUAGUACAUUCGUUAUUCGUUAGUUUUCUUUUGUACCUUAUAUGUUGUGAUUGUAUUAAUUAUAAAAUAAAUUUUAUUUUCAACUACUCAAUUGUGAACAAAUCAUGAAGAUAAAAGCUGUACUUUCCCGGUCUAUUAGAUUUUCAUAUGAACCUCUUUUUCUCGAAUGUUUAUCUAUGAUCGUGUAAUCGGGACUUCCUGUACUUUGACUGGUACGUACUCAAGAAUAAUAAUAAUAAUUGUUAAGGGAAUAGGAAAGAGUGAAGUUCGUUUCGUGUUUAAAAGUUUGUGUGUCAGUAUAAAGUGAUUAAUAGAAUUUGUACAACACAUAGAGUUACUAUUGUAAUCAAUUUAUCGUUAAAUGGUAACAACAUAUAGAUAGAUAAAUUUGCAACAAUCUAUAAUGGACAAAACACCAGUAUCUAUUUUACAUGAAAUAAUGGCGAAAAAUCUAGUAACGCCUAAUUAUGAGCUUAUACAUGACGGGGGAGGCACACAUAUAAAUACUUUUACAUAUCGGGUAACGUGUGAAGGUCUUACUGCUACUGGUAUUGGACGUUCUAAAAAGGAUGCAAAGCAUGAAGCUGCAAAGGCAAUGUUAGAAGCUAUUGCAGCACAUAGAGGUUAUCUACAAUUACCAGCAUCGCCAGCACAAUCUUCUGUAAGAACCCCUUUACCACCAACAAUUCCUGAGGUAAAAAGAACUCCACCAGAUGAACCAUUUAUUAAUGCAGUUGGUGCUUUACAAGAUUUAUGUAUUGAAAACAAUUUACAAGAACCUAAGUAUAAACAGAUUAAUGAGGUUGGGCCUCCACACGCAAAAAUUUUUAGUAUUCAAUGUACAGUAACAACUUUUAAGGAAACUGGUAUUGCAAGGACAAAAAAACAAGCUAAACAGGAGGCUGCUAAAAAGAUGUUAGAUAAAAUAAACGAAUUGACAAAUGGCUUACACGUCGGAACUAAUAAAGAAUUAGACGAAAGGAAAGAUUAUAGUCAAAUUGCUAAAGCUCGAUAUCCUGCACUUUCAAGGUUACCCGCAUCUAGAAAAAUUAACUUAGGUGUUAAGAUAUCAGAGUAUCAUUUACAGUUUAAGAAUUUGUUUGAUACUGAAAUGCAGAAAGAACUAACUGAAAAAUUAACAUCUAUUAUUCCACGAAAUGAAAAUUAUAUUUCUGAAGAAUUUGUAGAAGAUCUGCUAAACAAAUUACAAGAUGUCUUGGCAAUCAUAGGGUUAGAUAUAACAACUUCAGUAUUCCCUUCAGUUACAGAGAAGAUUGUUGUAACCAUGAGAAUAGAUACAUCUCCUAGUAUUGUUGAAUUUGCAGUAGGAGCUACAAAAGCAGACGCUGAAAUGCAUACAAUAAUAAAAUUGAUUAAAAAUUUGAUACUUCUUUUAAAAUAAGGAUAGAAUAACUAUACAUAAAAUAAAUAAAUUUCAAAAUAUUUGUGUCAAAGAAUAUGUUUAUAUUGGAAGAAUAAUCGUGUAACUUUUUUUUUAAUAUAUUGUAAUAUCUUAAA